Messenger RNA from Zingiber officinale, 2369 nucleotides. RefSeq lists its product as uncharacterized. Gene Ontology annotation, molecular function: protein dimerization activity. NCBI's taxonomy places the organism in Eukaryota, Viridiplantae, Streptophyta, Magnoliopsida, Zingiberales, Zingiberaceae. The transcript is spliced from 4 exons. The record is from RefSeq and is a predicted model, not a curated record. Bases 5 to 1843 code for a protein of 612 amino acids.
AUGAAUGUAUGAUGCUGGGAUUCCCUUCAAUGCUGUUAAAUAUGAUUCUUUUGAGCCUUGUAUUGAAGCUAUUGGACAAUUUGGAUCUGGGAUGAAACCUCCAUCAUAUCAUGAAGUGAGGGUUAAGUAUUUGAUGAAGGAGUUGGCAAAUACGAACUCACUUCUCAAAUCCCAUGAAGAAGAUCAUGCUAAGUUUGGGUGCACAAUCAUGGCAGAUGGAUGGACAGAUAAAAAGGGUAGGACUCUUAUAAAUUUUUUGGUGAAUGGUCCCAAAGGAAGUGUAUUUGUUGAAUCAGUUGAUGCUUCAGGCUAUUCUCACACAGCGGACAAAAUGUUUGAGUUGCUUUCUAAAUUUGUGUAUCGCAUUGGAGAAAAAAAUGUGGUUCAGAUUGUAACAGAUAAUGCAAGCUGCAAUGUCAGUGCAGGUCGUCUUUUGGAAAACCGAUUUCCACACUUAUACUGGACUCCCUGUGCAGCUCAUUGUUUAGAUUUGUUGCUUGAGGAUAUAUUCAAAAUUCCUCAUCUCAGAAAAUUGCAUGAACGGGCAUUGAUGGUGAAUGGUUAUAUUUACAACAGAUCACAAGUAUUGAGCAUGAUGAGAGAGUUUACUGGACAGAGAGACAUAGUAAGAACCGCAAAGACACGUUUCGCAAUCGCUUUUUUGACUUUAAAGCAGUUUCAUGUACAACAAGCAAAUCUGAGAAAAAUGUUUACAUCUGAAAAGUGGGCAAAUAGUCGAUUUUCCAAAGAGGUCGCAGGAAAACGUGUAGCAGAAGUGAUAUUGAUGCCUUCUUUUUGGAAAAAUAUGGUUUUUGCAUUAAAAGUUGGUGGUCCAUUGGUAAAAGUAUUACGGCUGGUAGACGGUGAAAAACGAUCUCCUAUGGAUUAUAUUUAUGAGGCAAUGGGCAGGGCCAAAGAAGCUAUUGCUGCAUCAUUUAACAAUAAUGAAGAGAAAUAUCGUAGCAUUUUUGAAUUCAUUGACAAAAGAUGGAACAUUCAACUGCAUCGACCUUUGCACGCAGCCGGAUAUUUCUUGAAUCCAGAGUGUUUUUACUCAAACCCUGAUAUAGAAAAUGAUACAGAAGUGAUGGAGGGCUUGUACAAGUGCAUAUCUAGAUUGGUGAGAGGUGAGGAUUUACAAGAUAAGAUCACGAAUCAAUUGGAAAAAUACAAGAAAGCAGAAGGACUUUUUGGUUUGCCAAUGACUAUCCGACAAAGAACUUUAAAAUCGCCAGCUGAUUGGUGGUCUUCUUAUGGUGCAUCAACGCCUGAAUUAAAAACAUUUGCAAUGAAGAUUUUAAACCUCACGUGCUCUUCUUCAGGCUGUGAACGUAAUUGGAGUGUUUUUGAACAUAUACAUUCUAAGAAAAGAAAUAGGUUGUCUCAACAACGAUUGAAUGAUUUGGUAUAUAUCAAGUACAAUAGAGCUUUGAGGAGAAGAUAUGACAUGCGAGAUAAGAUUGAUCCUAUUACUUUGUCAGAGAUAGAUGAUAGUAAUGAAUGGUUGUUGGGAAAAUUGGAUGACAGUGAUAAAGACGAUGAUAAUGAUUUUGUCUUUGAAGGUGAAGAUUUGCGUUGGAGUGAUGUAGCACAAGCAUCUGGGGUUGGUGAAAGUGCAUAUGGCUUUCGAUCUCGAAAUACGUCUUCUUUAAAAGGGACAUCAUCAUCUGCAUUAGCAAAAAGAAGGCAGUCUUCAGCUCAAACUAGUCUUGUAAAUGAAGAAGAACUUAAUCUUGAUAAUGAAACUGAAGAAAAAGAUACUGAUAGAUACAAAUCAAGCGAUGAAGCUGAUGACAUAGAUUUGGACAAUGAAGAUGAAGAAGAUGAUUAUUUUGAUAUUUAAUAUUUCAUGUAUCAUAUUUUCAAAGACUUUUAAUUUUCAGUAAUCUACAACUUCAUCAAAGAAUAUUUUUUUUAUGAUUAUUUGGAUUUUCAAAGACAUUUUGAAAGUUUUUUUAAUAGAUAUAAUAGCCCUUUUGUUUAUUAUGUUCUUUUCCGUAAAGCCCCCGCUUCGCCUUGCGCUUUGCACUUUAAGCCCCAAGACCUUGAGCGCUUUUUUGCGCUUUGCGCUUUUGACAACUAUGGUAAGAGGCUGCUCUGCGUUUACGAAGGAGAUAUUUUUAGUGGCGUUUUUUCAACUGUCUUGGAUUAACAACCAUCUAGGUUGUAACCAAGUAAAUCCUUAGCCUUCUUACUCUUUUGGUUUAUGUUAUUGUUUUUAUGUUAAUUACUUGGUUGAAUUAAUAUUGUAUCCUUGCUAAGUUGAAAAGCAAGAGAUUUGUCUAACUCAUUUUUCAGGGCUAUUCACCCCUACAAAAAAAAGUGGACCAGGGAUGGACCAUUUGCAAUUGUGGUCAGAUCGUGACCAC